UGUACCAGGAGGGCAAAACGAGCCCCAACCAUAGUGCGUCAUCGUUAUUUCCCACGGUCUGACUGUAGAGAUUUGCACUCAAAGUUUGCUCAGUUAUUGAUCUUCUAGGAAGAGUACUUGCCCAGAUUAUGUUCGGACAAAUCUGGAGACGGUAUCAUUCAAGUUGGAUUGCAUGAACAAGAAAGGUGGAGUUUUCGAGGUGUGUGAAGAUCAGAGGAAGCCCAGUGAAGUUUCAUUCCCUUUCCUUUGCAAAGCAAGUUUCGGUUUUAUAAACUUCUCUUGUGCGUAGGUGUGUGGCGUUGUACCUGACCAUGUUCUGUUGAGAUACGAGCUUCGUUCUGUGAUGAGAGCCACAGUUUUCCUCCAUUCCUUGGUCUGAGAUUUCAUUUGAUGCCUUGAUUCGACGUCACUUCCAAACUUUACGACAUUGCACAUGUUUAUUGAGUUGCUGCUGGAUGUGGACUUCAACGAACCAGAAUAGCGUUUGUGGUUUAUGGACAGUGUUGUAAAAAAACUUGGAUUUGUUAAUUUUAAUCAGCCACAAAACAAGUUUGUAGUGAAAGAGUUUCUUGAUCUCAGCUGAUUCAAAAAGUGCCGUCAUGUUUGUCAAGAGAAGGACCACCUUCUUCUUUCUUGCCUCCCUGUGUGCUUUCGUUGCCCUGAUUAUCUCCGGGAUUGCGGUCGGAACGAGCUACUGGAUAGAGGCCGGGCUUGAGAGAGAUCUAUCGGAUCUGGUCAACAGGACUCUCCCACUGAAGGAUUUUUACGGGACGAACCCCAUCGACGCUGACGACCCUGGUGCCUUCCGGGGGCGUUGUAAUUUUGGCUUGUUACAGGGAUGCAAGAAGUUUAACUGGGGCCUGGGAGGACGAGACUGGACCUGUUUCAAAGUUUUCAGUGAGCAUGAAGAUGUGUACAGCGUUGGAUACCCCAUCGCCUGUUUCAUCUUCUUAAUCAUCGCCAUCAUCUUUGCACUGGUCUCUACCAUCUUCGGAUUGGUCAAUACGCUUACGGUUCCCAUAGAAACCAUCCAUGGAGUGAUGGGACUGUACCUUUGGAACGCCGUUGGAGCCGCCGCAUGCCUGAUUGCUUGGGUCGUUUACCUGAUCCUCUAUUUAUCACAACUGACGCGAAACGUCCUUAAUAAAGAAGACAUGGGUUCCCCAAAUAAUUUCAGGACGACCUCCGUGAACUUUGGGUUCUCCUUCUGGCUCGUCGUGGUCAGUUUCUUCCUCUUCUUGCUCAACAUCCUCUUUGUGUUCUUGGCGCAUCUCCUGCAGGAUCCCAACUUCUUACGGAAAAAGAAGAAGGAAUCGGAGAUGGCCAAGGGCUCUGGUAAUACUGUCGGUCUUGGCUUAAUGUAUUAGGGAAUAUUUGUAAUACUUGGUAGCAGCCGUCGAUUUCACCAAACUCUGCCUAACUUAGGAUUAAUCUUAUGACUUAUAGAACGAGUUAAGUUCCGUAUCUAUAUUGAACCCAUCCCUAUCUCGAGAUAGGAUUAAUCCUAGCGUGUCGUGAAAUCGGCUGCUUGCCUACUCUGUAUAGAGGAUACCAUCUUGAUUUAGCCGUAUUCAACUCAAUUACGAGGCUUAAUGAGGAAAAUAAAUCCUUCUCACGGACGUCACAAUACUGAGCAAUACGGCAGGUCUGCCAUUUUGGAUUACAUGCAGUGAAGAAUACAUUGCAUUUCUCAACGCAUGUUUGUGACAUGUGAGUAUCCCAACAAGGGGAUUUAAACAAUAGUGACGUCAUCUGAGAAUGGUUUAUGCUCUGUUUUAAUGAUAAUUAAUAUUUUCAGUACAUGAAGGGAAUAAGAUAAGUGCCUCAUAAAAAAGUUCCAUAGAUACCAUUGCAUAUUACGUCACAAACCCAAAACAGUCCCCUCACACUGAGGUCAACGGACAGCUAUCAUUGGCUGAGAGUUGUGCCGUAUACGCACCCAAGUUUUUAUUGUUUGACAUCAAAGAUGGCUGCCUAUCAUGUGUCUCUGCAUUUAUCUCUAUUUUUAGAGAUUUUCUCUACUUUUUAAAGAUUUUAAUCUUUAUAAUGGGUCUAUUGAUGGAUUGCGCAUGACCUCAUUGACUGCCAUCUUUAAACAAUAAAAAGUGCACUUGGGUACGCGCUGCGCACGCACGACUCGCUCGACCAAUAGUAGCCUUUCAUGCGUGCACGUUUUGGCCAAUGGCGGCCAAUACAAGGAAGGGAUCUUUAGGCCCAGAUAAUUAUUUAUUUGUGUGAAAGUAUUGAAGGAAAUGUCAGUCUUAACUGAGCUUGUUGGGUAGUAUGCUUAGGCCAGGCCUAGGUCAGAUAUUUAAACAUGGACAACAAAAAUUUAUGUAAACAAAAUAAAUAGUCCUGCAUGUACUGGCAAAAAGUUUGAGUCAUUUUAUUGUAGGGAUUAAUGGAGUUUCUUAUUAAAGAAUA
Asterias rubens (European starfish) is the source of this 2424-nucleotide messenger RNA. RefSeq names its product clarin-1-like. Lineage: Eukaryota; Metazoa; Echinodermata; Asteroidea; Forcipulatida; Asteriidae. The record is from RefSeq and is a predicted model, not a curated record. Bases 600 to 1367 code for a protein of 255 amino acids. The transcript is spliced from 3 exons.